GCACACAACACAGUGAGUGUUGCUCCAGGCCUCCCCAGUGGUCAACAUUCGUUGCGGUCCUGCGAUUCCACAGUCUAUCCAAAUCCUGUGCGUAAGCUGAUAUAAUAACUACAUCUCUGCUGUGAUCGUUUUUUCAGAUUGGUGACUGGUAUUCCACCGUGGUGAUCGUUGCAGGUUUAUGAAGAUCACACACCCAUUCAUCCAUCUUCUGCCGUCUCACUUGCAACUAUGAUGACAUCAACCAUUUCUUUGGAUGUCAAUGUUUCAAAAGAAAAUAACAGCUCUACACUUGGAUUUUUACACACUUAUAAUCAAUUUUCUGAUAUUAUUGUCAUCAUUAGCAUUCUACCGUGUGCAGCAUUUCUUGUUUGUAUGAUGUUAACAAUUUUUGGCGAAAGUAAAUUACGGGAAAAUCCUAAAUACAUAUUUUUUGUAAACCUGGUAAUUAGUGAUUGCAUAUUUUUACUUAUCAUCGACAUUCCUUCUAUUAUGUUUUUAUCUAGGAUUAGCUUUAACGUUGGAGGCUGCUACUUCUAUGCAAAUUUGUACAGAGGAUUGUUUAACAAUGGGGUUGCUUGCAUCGCCUUUAUGGCCAUAGAGAGAUAUGUUGCCAUAUGCAACCCAUUGCGUUAUCACAGUAUCUUUAACAAUAAAUCUUCUCUCAGAUGCCUGGGUGUGAUUUGGUUUAUUUCGUUCGUUUUUCCUUUUAUAGAAAUCAUAUUUACGUUCACAAAUUAUGUCUCAGUAUUUCAUCAAACAAUUAAUUCUUGUUUUAAUAUAAACGAAAAAUAUGUUUUGGAACAAAGCUAUAAUAUUACAUAUAUACGACAAUCACUGCUUGUGAUAUUUUUUUGUGUAAGUAUUAUUAUACUUCUAAGCACAUAUAUACUUGUUGCAAACGCAGCUAAGCAAGCUGCUUCCGGUGAGUCUCAGGCCACCAAAGCCAAACGUACUCUUCGGCUGCAUGCACUGCAGUUAAUAUUAUAUCUGAGUGCUUUUGGAAUCCAACCAUUUAAUACGUUGAUAGACCUAACCGUGAACAACUCUGAUUUGAAGUAUACGAUCAAAACAUUUUUGUAUUUUUUUAUGUUCAUCAGUCCAAGAUUUAUUAGUCCUUUUAUUUAUGGACUAAGGGACUCGGAGAUCCGACGGUGUCUCAGACAGAAGGUGUGUCGUGUUCAUAGCUUUCUCAAAGUGGAGCCUCAAUUAAAGUAACAAAACUCAUACACAUAAUUGCUAAGUAUGAAUAAAAACAAGUUUUGCCCAUUUUUUAAAAUUAUUUUGAUACAUGUUUAAUUAUUCUUCAGUAAAGCAAAACAAUGCUUAGUAAUCCACUCAAAAUAUUAUGAAAUGUACUAUAAUUCUUCUGUUUCAAUUACAUAUGAAAAUUAAAUCAAAUGUUAAAUAUUCAUUGCUUGUCUUGAUUCUAUUGCAGUUACUAUUAUAUUUGAAGAGUUUUUGAAUAUAACUUAUCUUAACAUUGUCAACAAUUGCGUUAUUUUCAACGUCAACAUUUAAAAUACGUUUCUACUGUGCUCUAUUGUGUGUGGACCAGACGUCACUUGAUGGGAUCUCCAGAUGUAGGUCUGUGAUAUCCCCUCCGGUGGGCUGUUUUCUAACAUGAAGGGUUUCACUGCUCUGCCUAUACCACAAUCUGGAUAAAAUUGGUGAAACAGUCACAAUAUAUUUUAAUUAUGUUCUAGUCUAAGCUUUUAUGUAUCUUUGUAGACUAAAGAUGGAGUCCUGGUCAUGUAUAGAAAUAGACAUAUAUGUCCACAUUUGCCUUUUACGUAUCAUAAUAUACAUUUAUUUUAUGAUUGCCUAGUAUUUUUUUUAAAGAAAAUGAAGUUAUAUAUACGCUUAAUCUUGUAAAAGGACAUUAUUGGGUUACUAAUGGAAAUGGAAGGGGUUUCUGCUUGUUCUUUGAAAUAAAGGUCCAUAUUGUACAUGUGUUUGAAUGGAUACUCUUGCUCUUUGUAAUAAAUUGUGUAACAACUCGGACGACGAAUUAAAGAGAGCCACUUUUAUUUGGACACAGCCACAAUAAAGGACCCUAGGCUUCAUGCGUGCCUUCCAGCUUGUAAGUUCCUUCAAACGUCCCCACUGCUCGUGCUCUCCACUUAUAUAUUCGUCAGCCCCCUUUUUUAACCUUUUUGUCCUUGUAUUUCCCUUUAGCCAAUCCCUGGCCUUCCCCUCUAAUGGAAACUUUCUGUUUUCUGAUUUCUCGUUCAAACCUUAUUACGCCUAUCCCUUUAAAAGACUGCCUCCCGACCAAAAUUAUCGUUGAGUCAUUUUUCUUCCAA
This is a messenger RNA of Petromyzon marinus (sea lamprey), 2303 nucleotides long. The record is from RefSeq and is a predicted model, not a curated record. Lineage: Eukaryota; Metazoa; Chordata; Hyperoartia; Petromyzontiformes; Petromyzontidae.